Molecule: messenger RNA, 408 nt
Organism: Anopheles coustani
Lineage: Eukaryota; Metazoa; Arthropoda; Insecta; Diptera; Culicidae
Product: adult cuticle protein 1-like
Exons: 2
Coding region: 1-408 (135 amino acids)
Source: RefSeq, a predicted model, not a curated record
AUGAAGUGCAUCGUUGCCGCCGUUGCCAUCGUCGCCCUGGCCGUCGCCGCCGAAGCCGGUUACCCGUACGCCGGAUACCCGUACGCCGGAUACGGUGCCACCGUCAUCCAGGCUAACGCUCCCGCCUGGCCGUACGCCGGAUAUCCGUAUGCUCAUGCUGCCGCCUACCCGGCAUACGCCCACGCUGCCUACCCGGCCGCCAUCUCCGCUUACCACGGUGCCCCGCACGCCGCCAUCUACGCUGCCCCGCACUACGGACCGGCCGCCUCGGUUGCCCACCACGCCGGAGUUGUUCCCGGAGCCACCUCGGUCACCGCCACCCGUGGUGCUGUGCACGUCGCUCCCCUCCCCGGACAUGCCAUCUCCCAGAAGCAGCUGAACCUGGCCCCGGCCCCCGGAACUCUGUAA